AUGUUUCGCGGAGAUUUUGUACCCGUUUGGUACGAAUUUCCCGAAAUAAAUCCUCAUUUGGUCGAAAGUGUCGAAGAAAAUAAUCUCGAUCUUGAUCUAGAAAAUAAAACGUUUUGCGACGCAUGUAAGUUGCCAAUUUUCUCGACUCCUUAUAUUUCUCAUAGAGGUGACGACCAUAUUCAUUUUCUUCAUGAAUGUUGCAAUGAACUCCAUCAAGAAAUAGUCCGGCACCCUUUGCACCCAAAGAAGCUUCUCUUGCACAAGCAAUACGACCCAAAUGUUCCAUCUUCUUGCAACAAUUGCAAAAGGGAUUGUAGCAAAGGAGGCUUCUUCUAUCAAUGUCCCGAAGAUAAUUGCAAUUUUACUCUCGAUAUUUUGUGCGCCACAAAGGUUAAAAUUAUGCAUAGAAGUCACCGGCAUGAGUUGAUGCUCAUUCGUAGAAGAGAGAAUCGGUUCACUUGUGGGGCUUGCGGAUUAGAGCAUGAUGGCGACUUCUAUUGGUGCGAUCUUUGUAAUUUCUAUCUUCAUCACGAAUGCGCUUUGCUUCCCAACACCAUUCGUCAUGAUAAGCAUAAAGAGCAUCCUCUUUGCAUUACUUACGAUCUCCCCGUGGAAUCGGCUAAAUUCCAAAAGUCCGAGGAUUGUUCUAUUUGUGAAAAAAAACUCUCGUCUAUCAAGUCGGGAAUAUAUUUUUGUACGACGUGCGAUUACAACGUACACAUCUCUUGUGCAACUCGGGAUUCAUCUACUUAUCAUUCAGUAUUGAAUCAAGAUGUAGCAAGUGGUCUUGUUCAUUUGCCAAUGCCCGAUGAGAAUACAAGUUUAAUGCAGUGUUUAUUGAAGAACAAAAAUGGCCAGAAUAGCAUAGGAGCCUUCGAAGAAGAUCAGAAAAUAUUGAAAAAAAAAAAUAUACAUGAACAUGAUUUGAUUCUUCAUGAGAAAUACGACGACGGCGGCAGCAACGAUCCUUGUCGAUCUUAUGUGUGCAACGCUUGCAUCGAGCCCAUAGUUUUGCCUCCAUUCUAUAGCUGCUCUCAAUGCGAUGAUUUCUGCCUCCACACUUGUUGCGCCAAACUUCCUUCCGAGUUCAAUAAUGCGAUCCAUGGAUUGCUUUCAUCCGGUUGCAAAAAUAGACCGUACACUCUUUUGCCAACUUUGAUGCCCAGAAAUUUCUUCUCCAGGUAUUGGUGCACAGGUUGUUUUCGAUAUUGUAAUGGAUUCACCUACAAUUGCGACAAUUGUGAGACAACGAUGGAUGUUCGAUGCGCUCUUUUACCAGAAGCGAUCACUUAUGAAGGUCACGGCAAAUCCCACAUUCUUUUCUUAUCGUACACGCCUACAUCCACGAGUGGCCGGGCUUGCCAGGGUUGCAAUACUAGUAUUCAACAACAACUUUUUUACAAAUGUUGUAGUUGUUCUAAUUUCGAGCUACACGUUCUUUGCGCUCUUUUGCCAUUGAAUGUGUCUCACAAGCGCGACAGGCAUCCAUUGAAGCUAUCAUUUUCAAAGAUCUCGACUAUCCAAAGUGAUAGAGAUUUUUGCGAGAUUUGUGAAGAGAGCAUGGAUACCGAAUGCUGGUACUAUCAUUGCAAAGAAUGCGACACGUUGUUUCACAUUAGGUGCAUUCCUUGUGUUGGGGAGUAUUCGAUGAUAAAAUUUGGGGGAUCUAUUCGAUUACGGGGCCAUGUUUGCUCUUCCCCGCUCACUUCUACUCGAUUGCUCACAAGUUAUAGCUUCACGUGUAGCCUUUGCGAGGAAGUUAUUGACAGCCGAGUGGAUGGGAUUGCAUUUGAAUGCAUCAAGUGUUGCUUCCGGUCGUGCUAUGAUUGCGCCGAUGCUAGAUGGAUUCCAAACUACAAGUAGUUAAUCGAAUUGAGUUUAUGUGUUAAUAGUGUUUUGUUGGUUAGUGGAAAUGUGUAAGAUGAUUUUGACAUUUUUUUCAUUGCUGAAACUUACUUCGCCUACAAACUCUUCAGUAUUUAACGUAUACGUGUAACGAUAUGGUUGUAAUUUUUAUAAAAACUAAGAGUAUUUUGAUAUUAGUGUGU
Andrographis paniculata is the source of this 2048-nucleotide messenger RNA. RefSeq lists its product as uncharacterized. Lineage: Eukaryota; Viridiplantae; Streptophyta; Magnoliopsida; Lamiales; Acanthaceae. The coding region runs from base 1 to 1863 and encodes 620 amino acids. The record is from RefSeq and is a predicted model, not a curated record. The transcript has 2 exons.